Messenger RNA from Capsicum annuum, 905 nucleotides. Its product is annotated as floral homeotic protein PMADS 1. Gene Ontology annotation, biological process: positive regulation of transcription by RNA polymerase II. Gene Ontology annotation, molecular function: DNA-binding transcription factor activity, RNA polymerase II-specific; RNA polymerase II cis-regulatory region sequence-specific DNA binding; protein dimerization activity. The record is from RefSeq and is marked provisional. NCBI's taxonomy places the organism in Eukaryota, Viridiplantae, Streptophyta, Magnoliopsida, Solanales, Solanaceae. The transcript has 7 exons. Bases 1 to 681 code for a protein of 226 amino acids. Gene Ontology annotation, cellular component: nucleus.
AUGGCUCGUGGGAAAAUUCAGAUCAAGAAAAUUGAAAACCAAACAAAUAGGCAAGUGACUUAUUCUAAGAGAAGAAAUGGACUUUUCAAGAAGGCUAAUGAACUUACUGUUCUUUGUGAUGCUAAAGUUUCAAUUGUCAUGAUUUCUAGUACUGGCAAACUUCAUGAAUUUAUAAGUCCAUCUAUCACGACCAAGCAAUUGUUCGAUCUGUACCAAAAGACUGUUGGGGUUGAUCUUUGGAACUCCCACUAUGAGAAAAUGCAAGAGCAAUUAAGGAAGCUAAAGGAUGUCAAUAGGAAUCUACGAAAAGAGAUAAGGCAAAGGAUGGGAGAAAGUCUUAAUGAUCUGAACUAUGAGCAGUUGGAAGAACUCAUGGAAAAUGUGGACAAUUCUCUGAAGCUUAUUCGUGAAAGAAAGUACAAGGUGAUUGGCAAUCAGAUUGAAACAUACAAGAAGAAGGUUAGGAAUGUGGAAGAAAUACAUAGAAAUCUUCUGCUUGAAUUUGAUGCAAGACAAGAGGAUCCUUAUGGUGGAUUAGUUGAGCAGGAAGGAGACUACAACUCUGUGCUUGGAUUCCCAAAUGGUGGAGGGGCUCGUAUAUUAGCCUUACGCCUUCAACCAAAUCAUCAUCAUCUUCACAGUGGAGGAGGAUCUGAUAUUACUACUUUUGGUCUAGGUUGAUCAGUAGUAAUUAAUUAACCUUAUUGUGAUAUUAUUAUGAUUUGCCUAGCUAUUAUUAGUAUAUUAAUGUUUUCUAAAUAACCACAUGCAAUGUUUCUUCAUUGGACAUGCAUGAAACUCAUGUCUCUCCUACUUUUGCUUAAUUCAGUGUGUUAAAACCUAAACAAAAACUUACUCUAUGGUUUUUGGAUAUAUUGAAGUGUUAUGUAUCUUUUAAUGUUUAA